Messenger RNA from Punica granatum (pomegranate), 558 nucleotides. NCBI's taxonomy places the organism in Eukaryota, Viridiplantae, Streptophyta, Magnoliopsida, Myrtales, Lythraceae. The record is from RefSeq and is a predicted model, not a curated record.
AUGGAGGGCCCCACCGGUAAAGGAGAAGAAUCCUUGAAGAAGAUCCCUGCGAUGACGUCGUCUUCCAGUGGAAGGAGAGGGAAGGAAGUUUCAGUUAACGCCGUCAAUCCGGCACAUCCAGCGCCCCAACAAUAUUCGGUGAAUCUCACGACCGCAUCGACUGCCGCUUCUGCCUACUUCCCUCCACCCCCACAGCACCAACCUCAAUUGAUUUACUACUCGGCCCCACCGGUCCCGCCGCCAAUGACCUCACAACCGUACGUCCACUACUAUGCACCCACGUCAACUCCGCCCCCUCAAACCAGGCCCCCGAUGUCGAGAGCCCCUCCACCGGCGCAACAGAACCCUACGUCGCAAGGUCCACAGGCCGGCGGCACGCAACACCGACCCCGCAGGCAGUACACACCUCUACCCGCUCCCCUUUCUCACAUGUAUUGGCAACUUCUUGCGGGCAAUCAGAUUCAGCCGAUAUCCCCGGGCCCGAACUUUGACCCGUCCGCUCAGGAUCAGUCUAAACGCUACGAGUAUCAUCAAGGCGCGCCGGCAUACUCUCGAUAA